AUGCAUAGGGAAAACUUCAAAGGUGUUCAUACCAAUAACGGAUGGCGGACACCACACCCUGCUUGUCUUCGACACCAAUUCAUUGCAAUGGACGCACUACAACUCAUUGAGGGGGAAACUGAGCAAACCGUUGAAUACUACAACAAAAAAGCAAUAAUUUUGGCAGACGCAACAAAUGUCUUCCUCAAUAGCGUCAAGGAAUGUGCUCCAACAAUUUUAGAAAAAAACAGCUUCCCACUUCUUGAGUUCAAGAAGCCCGUCUACAAUGAAGAAUUGACCGACGAGAUUGCAAAACUUCUUCGAAACCUGAAAGUUACACCAGCAAUUGCUCAAAACAAUACAAUAUCUGAUGAAACAUGA
Molecule: messenger RNA, 360 nt
Organism: Prunus armeniaca (apricot)
Lineage: Eukaryota; Viridiplantae; Streptophyta; Magnoliopsida; Rosales; Rosaceae
Source: the annotation of a GenBank genome assembly